CAGCAGUCCGGGCCAGUGUUUGGAGGAGAAGUAAAGUUUGUCCGUGUUGAUGAGACGCGGAGUGAGCACAGCGAGGAACAGCGCGCUAAAUGUCUUCUGGGAUCAUUUCUCAUUAAUAACUACUGGAUAUACAUAUAUAUCACCAUCUGCAACAAAGGAGGGAUCCAUGAGCCAAGGGGGGCCAUUAUUCUCUCACACAUAAGGUGCAGCUCUGCCUGAGAUGGCCACCUCACUGCGCUGCCACAGGACGCUCCUAUUGGCCGUGGCCUUCUGUUUCCUGCCUUGCAUCACUUCCUCCCUCAACCUGGAGGAUCCCAAUGUCUGCAGCCACUGGGAGAGUUAUUCGGUGACAGUGCAGGAGUCCUACGCUCAUCCCUUUGAUCAGAUUUAUUACACCAGCUGCACCGACAUCCUCAACUGGUUUAAGUGCACCAGACACAGGGUGAGCUAUCGGACAGCCUAUCGAAGAGGAGAGAAGACCAUGUACCGGAGAAAGUCCCAGUGCUGCCCAGGCUUCUACGAGAAUGGAGAGAUCUGUUCUCCUUAUUGUGCAGAGAGCUGUGUUCACGGCCGCUGCAUGGCCCCCAACACCUGCCAGUGUGAGCCGGGCUGGGGGGGCUCCAACUGCUCCAGUGCUUGUGACAGUAGCCACUGGGGUCCCCACUGUAGUAACAGAUGUCAGUGCCAGAACGGCGCUCUGUGUAACCCCAUCACCGGAGCCUGCAUCUGCACUCCUGGGUAUAGAGGAUGGCGCUGCGAGGCCCAGUGUGAAGUGGGCACCUAUGGAAACGGAUGCCAGCAGAAAUGCCAAUGCCAGAAUGGAGCCGCCUGUCACCAUGUGACCGGAGAAUGCAAGUGCUCACCAGGAUACACUGGAGCUUUCUGUGAAGCCCUGUGUCCUCCCGGUAAACAUGGACAGCAGUGUGAGGAGAGAUGUCCGUGUCAGAACGGAGGAGUGUGUCACCAUGUGACUGGAGAGUGCUCCUGUCCUGCAGGAUGGAUGGGUACAGUGUGUGGACAGCCAUGUCCAGAGGGGAGAUUUGGACAAAACUGUUCCCAGGAAUGUCAGUGUCACAACAACGGCUUCUGUGUGUUGUCCACUGGACAGUGUCUCUGCAGCCCUGGAUACACGGGAGAACGGUGCCAGGACGAGUGUCCAGUUGGAACUUACGGCGCUGGCUGUGCAAAGACAUGUCGCUGUAAGAACAAGGGCAAGUGCUACCACACCAACGGGCUGUGUCUGUGUGAGCCGGGAUACACGGGGGAGAUAUGUGAUGUCCGACUGUGUCCUGAAGGACACUACGGCCUCCGCUGUGACAGGAUGUGUCCGUGCUCCGCCCAGAACACACGCAGCUGCCACCCAAUGUCAGGGGAGUGCACGUGUCAGCCGGGUUGGUCCGGCCUCUACUGCAACGAGACGUGUACUCCGGGAUUUUAUGGCGAGUCCUGCCAGCAGGUGUGCCAGUGCCAGAACGGUGCUGACUGCCACAGUGUGAGCGGAGAGUGUAUCUGCGCUCCAGGGUUCACGGGUCCGAACUGUUCAGUCCCCUGCCCAGCUGGGACGCAUGGAGCACACUGCUCCUCUAGCUGCACCUGCAAGAACAGAGCACAGUGCUCACCUGUGGACGGAUCCUGCUCCUGUAAACCAGGGUGGCACGGAGUGGACUGCUCCAUCAACUGCCCCAGCGGGACCUGGGGUCUGGGCUGCAACCUCACCUGUCUGUGUGGGAACGGAGGGGCGUGCAACGCCCUGGACGGUCUCUGCACCUGUGCCCCGGGCUGGAGGGGAGAGCGCUGUGAACUCCACUGCCAGGACGGUUCCUAUGGGCUGGACUGUAGAGAACGCUGCGACUGCAGCCACGCUGAUGGAUGUCACCACUCCACUGGGCACUGCCGCUGUCUGGCCGGAUGGACGGGUAUCCACUGUGACAGUGUGUGUGCCGAGGGCCGCUGGGGCCCAAACUGCUCCCUCCCCUGUAACUGUAAGAACGGAGCGUCGUGCUCUCCGGAUGAGGGGACCUGCGAGUGUGCUCCGGGAUACCGAGGCACCACCUGUCAGAGGAUCUGCUCUCCAGGUUACUUUGGUCACCGCUGCAGUCAAACCUGUCCCCAGUGCGUCCAUAGCAACGGGCCGUGUCACCACGUCACGGGACAGUGUGACUGUCUGCCGGGCUUCAAGGGGGCACUGUGCAACGAGGUGUGUCCCAGCGGUCACUUUGGGAAGAACUGUGCGUGGAGCUGCAGCUGCACCAACAACGGCACCUGUAACCCCAUCGACGGCUCCUGCCAGUGUUAUCCAGGAUGGAUUGGCAGCGACUGCUCCCAGCCAUGUCCGCCGGGUCAGUGGGGACCCAACUGCAUCCACACAUGUAACUGUCACAACGGAGCCUACUGCAGCGCUUAUGAUGGAGAAUGCAAGUGCACCCCCGGAUGGACCGGCCUCUACUGCACACAGCGAUGUCCGUUAGGUUUCUAUGGGAAGGACUGUUCUCAGACCUGCCAGUGUAGGAAUGGAGCCGACUGUGAUCACAUCUCUGGACAGUGCACCUGCCGCACCGGCUUCAUGGGACGCCACUGUGAACAAAAGUGUCCACCUGGUUCCUAUGGUUACGGCUGCCGCCAGGUCUGUGACUGUCUAAAUAACUCCACGUGUGAUCACAUGACUGGUACAUGUUACUGCAGCCCGGGCUGGAAGGGAGCUCGCUGUGACCAAGCUGGUGUGGUGGUGGGCAGCCUCAACAGUUUGACCAGCGCAGCCAUGCACGUGGACACGUACCAGAUUGGAGCCAUCGCGGGGAUCAUCGUCCUGGUGCUGCUGGUGCUCUUCCUCCUGCUCCUCUUCAUCGUCUACAGGAAGAAACAGAAGGGCAAGGAGCCGAGCAUGCCCGCUGUGAGCUACACUCCGGCUCUGAGGGUCCCGGCUGAUUACAGCAUCGCAGAUGCUCCCGCUCCGGCAUGUGAGGCCCACCCCAGCAACUACUUCUCCAACCCCAGCUACCAUACUCUGACCCAGUGCAUCGGGCCCCCGCAUGUUAACAAUGGCCCAUAUGGAAAGGCCAAGAGCAGCCAGCUGUUUGUGAACUUGAAGAAUGUAGAUCAGAGAAAGAGGGCGACUCUAGCUGAGCACACUGGCACACUGCCGGCAGACUGGAAACAAGAAGACUGCUUCAAUGAACUGGGAGCCUAUGGAGUUGACAGGAGAUACAUGGGGAGAUCGCUACGAGAUCUGAAGGGCACGCUCUAUCACGCCAGCUCCUGUUCCCUUGAAAGCUCUGAAAACCCAUACGCCACGAUAAAGGACCCUCCCCUGCUGACAGCCAAAAACACAGAGUGUGGCUAUGUGGAAAUGAAGUCACCGGCCAGACGGGAUUCACCUUACGCCGAGAUCAGCAACAACAGCCCGACCAAUAACCGGAAUGUGUACGAAGUUGAGCCGACUGUGAAUGCCAUCCAGCUGACUGGAGACGGCAACGGCCAGUUUGGUCAAGAUCCGUACGAUCUACCGAAGAACAGCCACAUCCCCUGUCACUACGACCUCCUGCCAGCCAGAGAGAGUCCCUCCCCACAGGACAAGGAGCUGGACAGUGAAUGAUGGCACAGAGACUCAGCACAGAGACCAGCUCUCACCUCCAGUCUGCAGCUCCGGCACUGGCUGUUCCACCAACAGGCACACUAUAUACCCACAACAUGCUUUCACUUGUUUUCUCGCUGUUAUACGACCGCAAUUAUGUACCAUGACUUAUUUCUGAACAAAGUGGGUAUACAAGAGUUUGAAGGUUAAUUUGGAGGUAUAGCUGUUAUUUUUUUACAGCAAUUUGUAAACUGCUACUUCGUAGGUCAUUCCACAUGUCUGGGAGCUACGGCCUGAGUAUGCUUUGAACAAAGCAGAUCGUAUGAUGUGUUGUCUGACCACUGCUAACAGCAACUCUUCCAAAUGGCCACACUCAGUGGUGGGUUAAAAAAAGCCUGCUGUCACAGUCUCUGUCCGACUGCCUCUCUGAUCUCUCUCCAACAACUCUGUCUUUUGCGUGUCUCGCAGCCUCGAAACGACAGAUCCUACUAAUGGUGAUGACACACAGAUGGUGGUGAAGCAUUUGUGGUGUUGCACUUGGUAGUAUAUAUGAAUGAAAAGUGUCCUUUCCAUACCUCCGCACACCUCGCACCGCAAAAGUGGAAGUGAUUGUUGGAUUUUUCGGAAAGUUACUGGUUGCGUCCGAAAUCGCAUACUAAGCACUACAUACUCAAUGGACACACCAAAGCUGUCAUUUUCAACGUCACUUCUUGACGGCCUCCUUGCCGUUGGAGAUGCGUAACCAUGGUAACCCCUGCCGACCUCCGCUCUAGUGGCAUCGCCAGAUAACGCUUAAAUUACUUAAAAAGGAAAGCAACUAGACCAACAGUCGCA
Messenger RNA from Sander lucioperca (pikeperch), 4405 nucleotides. It is a transcript of the gene megf10, whose product is annotated as multiple EGF-like-domains 10. The record is from RefSeq and is a predicted model, not a curated record. Gene Ontology annotation, molecular function: protein binding; scavenger receptor activity. The transcript is spliced from 25 exons. The coding region runs from base 221 to 3592 and encodes 1123 amino acids. Lineage: Eukaryota; Metazoa; Chordata; Actinopteri; Perciformes; Percidae.